Molecule: messenger RNA, 753 nt
Organism: Raphanus sativus (radish)
Lineage: Eukaryota; Viridiplantae; Streptophyta; Magnoliopsida; Brassicales; Brassicaceae
Exons: 4
Coding region: 158-430 (90 amino acids)
Source: RefSeq, a predicted model, not a curated record
AUAUCAAUCGAUAUAUCGUAGAAAAUGUCAACCUGUUGUCGUGUCGCUUAGGUUAGGUAUUUUAUUUGUAGGAGCAAAAAAUCAAUGAACGUGAUGAAUUGAAUUAUAUAAAACCACAGACAAAUCAAAUCGCUCUCACCGUAUCCUCCUCCUGCCGAUGGAAGUAAUGUUUCACUCUUCAAGCUUUCUACUUCCCACCGACAAAGCUAGAUACGCACUCGUUGUUCUGAACCAGAAUCUACCUCGUUUCACUCCUCUUCUCUGGGAACAUGAACAGCAAGACUUCGUGUGUGUGCUGAUGGAGGCGCUAAUCGUAUCUACGAUGAGUUACCCCUUUUCUUCCCUAAUGAAGACCGCUCUCCUCAUUCGUAACAGAACCACAACCACAGGGCUUCAAUGGGAUCUCACCGACACUGAGAUCAUGAGAUGAGGUUUGGUGGAUUAGUAAGUACAUCGAAUCUGGUUAGAGGGGACAAAAUCACAGUCGAGUCGGAUUCAGAUCUCCUGUGGACCAUAUCCAUCAAGAAACAAGACCCGACAAGACCUUAAGGAGUGGGGGUACUAACAAGGACAACUUUGCUAUUUUUUUCUACCAUACUCUUGAUGCAUUGCACUACUUGAAUAUUAUGAUCACUUUGUUCAUUUUUGAGUAUACCAUUAAGUAGGAGGACUAAGACUUGGUUGUAUCAUUAUUUUUGAAUACUUGUAUGGUUUUCGAGUUGCCAAUGAAAAAUCUUUGCUCUUCAUUACAAA